This is a messenger RNA of Aquila chrysaetos chrysaetos, 1755 nucleotides long. It is a transcript of the gene FFAR4, whose product is annotated as free fatty acid receptor 4. Gene Ontology annotation, cellular component: membrane. Gene Ontology annotation, molecular function: G protein-coupled receptor activity; peptide binding. NCBI's taxonomy places the organism in Eukaryota, Metazoa, Chordata, Aves, Accipitriformes, Accipitridae. Gene Ontology annotation, biological process: G protein-coupled receptor signaling pathway. The record is from RefSeq and is a predicted model, not a curated record.
CCGCUGGCCACCCCCAUGCCGGGGUCCGGGGGCGCACCGGGGGGGAACAGGACCUACUUCCCCUUCUUCUCAGACUUCAGGGGCCGCAACGUGACAGCCCUGCGCGUCGGCGAGUCGUCCGCCCUGGCCUCCAUCUUCCUGCUGGCCUUGGCGGGAAACGUCUGGGGCAUCUGCCUGCUGGUGCGGCGGCGGCACCGGCUGUGCGCCGCUAACUGCCUCGUCCUCAACCUCUUCUGCGCCGACCUGCUCUUCAUCACCGCCAUCCCCUUCAUCGCCACCGUGCGCUGGACCGAGUCCUGGGUGUUGGGCGACGUCGUCUGCCACAUGCUCUUCUACGUGGUGAGCCUCAGCGGCACCGUCGUCAUCCUCUCCCUCUCGGCCGUCAGCCUGGAGCGCGUCGUCAGCAUCGCCCGGCUGCGCCACGCCGCCUUCCGCCGCCGCAAGGCGCUGGCUGCCGCCCUCCUCCUCAUCUGGGGCUUCGCCGCCCUCGCCACCCUCCCGCUCUGCUGCUUCUUCACCGUGGUGCGGCUGCCCGCCGCCGCCGGCGAGGAGAUUCAGAUUUGCACCUUGGUUUGGCCCAGCAUUGCAGGAGAAAUAGUUUGGGAUGUGACCUUUGCCAUUGUUUUCUUUCUAAUACCAGGAUUAGUCAUCGUCAUCAGUUAUUCCAAAAUCUUACAGAUUACAAAAUCAUCAAGAAGGAGUUUAAAUGCUGGUUUAGCCUACUCAGAAAAUCAUCAGAUUCGUGUUUCCCAGCAAGAUUACAAACUAUUCCGAGCCCUCUUUGUGUUGAUGAUCUCUUUCUUCAUCAUGUGGAGCCCAAUUAUAAUAAUUAUUCUUUUAAUUUUAGUCCAGAACUACAAACAAGAUUUAAAUAUUUUGCCAUCAGUUUUCUUCUGGAUAGUAUUAUUCACUUUCGCCAACUCUGCUGUCAAUCCAAUUUUGUAUAAUGUUGCCCAUUUCAGACGUAAAUGUCAGGAAAUUCUUCUCUGUUGUACAGGGAACCCUGUAAGGCAUGGGGCUGGUACAGAAACCACUGCAAGAAGAAGUAACCAUGAACAACCAAAUUUGUCUUUCAUUACCAGAUAAUUAUUUAAAGUCUGAGCUGUGCCACACUUUGGAUGUUAAUGUCUACACUAUCCCAGGUUGAACAGGUCACUAUGUUAUAGUAUUAUAUGCCAGAGGAGGAAAAAACCCGCUAAAUCUGUAUUUUUAAUUCCUGUAGGUAAAAUUCUCUUGACUUCACUGCUUUGCCUCAGUAAGAUUUGGACAAUUUAAUCCAAUGGAUUGAAUUCUCCACUUACACUGAAAUAAAUAGGAAUAUGGCAGUGAACUUGGUGAAUGUAAAAUAGUUGAAAUAAGUACUUACCAGAUGAAUUAAUUUCUAUGAGGGUACAUUUUCAGUUGGCAUAAAUGUCAUUAAAUUUAAUGAAGUUACAGUGAAUCUAUAUCAAAAGGGCACCUGAUAAAUUUUUAGUCUUUAUUUUCUACAGACUAAGAGAUCAACUUUCUAGUGAAAGUGUACAUCCUCAGAAAGCAUCUGCUCUUUUUUUUAAUCCCAUUUAAAUAAGGCACUUGAUUAUACACUUAGAUAACUGACUGCCUGAACAUAGGUUUGAGGAGACUAACCAAUUUUGUGCAGGAAACAAGAUGAUAAACAUGUAUUAUCACCAAGUGAAUGACCAGUUUGGUUCCAUCUCAGAUUAAAAAUAUAGACCUGAUGCCUGUUAAUUUAUAAAUAAAAAGAAAAUAAAUAAA